Messenger RNA from Stylophora pistillata, 3214 nucleotides. Its product is annotated as polycystin-1-like protein 2. Gene Ontology annotation, molecular function: calcium ion binding; calcium channel activity; protein binding. NCBI's taxonomy places the organism in Eukaryota, Metazoa, Cnidaria, Anthozoa, Scleractinia, Pocilloporidae. The record is from RefSeq and is a predicted model, not a curated record. Gene Ontology annotation, biological process: detection of mechanical stimulus. Gene Ontology annotation, cellular component: membrane.
UGCUGUUGGAGUUUCCAAUUCAAGUAUCAUCCUUGACAGCUUCAUGAAGGCAAGAAGCCACAGGGACAACGACCUACCAUCAUAUGGACGUCUGAAUGGUACAAGAGGAGAUGGAUGGUGCGCUGAAAAAAAUGAUGAAAAACAGUGGCUUCAAGUAGAUCUCAAGAAUAUUUUUGAAGUCUGCGCUGUUGCGACCCAAGGAGAUGUCAAUGGCAAUCAGUGGGUGAUUGACUUCAAGCUAGAGUUCUCGAAAUCCUAUGAGAGCAACUGGCCCGCUUAUAAGGAUGCUCAUGGCUCAGAAUUGAUAUUUCAUAGGGAAGGUGGAUCCCACACAAUUAACCAACAUCCCCUGGACGUUCCAGUUUAUGCAAGAUACAUUCGUUUUCUACCAGUUACUUGGAAACGCAGAAUCUGCCUUAGAGUCGAGGUUUACGGAGCCGCUAAGUGUGCAGAAGCUCAAGGGAUGGAUAGCGGUGCUAUCACCGACAGUCAGAUUAGCGCCUCUUCUCAGUGGGAUCACAACGAAGCUGCUUAUAAUGGUAGACUUCACUUUAAAGAAGUAACAUCAGGUUACAAGGCAGGAGCUUGGGUGGUUCGCACAAAUAAUGAAAACCAGUGGCUGCAGAUAGAUCUGAUUAGUCGAUACAUUAAAGUAACUAGGGUUGCAACACAAGGAAGGACUCUGACUUACAGCAACGACGGAGUAAACUUCCACAUUUAUAGAGAACGCGGACACAGGGAAGCCAAGAAUUUCGUUGGAAACACAGACAGAGACACUGUCGUGUAUCAUGACCUCUUCCCACCCAUUAGAGCAAGAUACAUCCGUUUCCGACCAACAGCUUGGCAUAGUACGAUAUCAAUGCGAGUAGAGCUGUACGGAUGUUCAGAAUGUCAAGACCCUUUUGGUAUGGAAAACGGUGUCAUUUCUGACGAACAAAUUAGUGCCUCUUCAGAACUGAAAGCAGCUCAUGCGGCGAAAAUGGGCAGACUGAAAGCGAAAGCGGGAACGUGGUUGCCAUCCAAAAACAAUGUGGACCAAUGGCUUCAGAUUGAUUUGCAGAAAAACGACGCCAUCGUCACGAGAGUUGCCACACAAGGACUGAAUACCGGAAGUAAGUGGGUCACCAGCUUCAAUCUACAAUAUGGUAACGACGAAAUUAACUUCCAUUAUUACAUGGCACAAGGGGAGAUAGUAAAAAAGACUUUUGAUGGAAAUGAUAACAGGUGGACAGUAGUUUACCACACCUUAAAUCCCUCCAUCACGGGACGUUACAUCCGAUUUCGCCCAACUAAUUGGAAAGGGGGAAUUGCAAUGAGGGUGGAGCUGUUCGGAUGUUCAGAUGUAAACGAGUGUAAGAAUGAACUAGAUGACUGCGCUCCUGAAGCAAAGUGCUCUAAUAGAUAUGGAUCAUUCAUCUGUAGAUGCCUACCUGGAUACUCUGGAGAUGGACGAUUUUGCAAUGAUAUUGACGAAUGUACCACAAAUGUGCACAACUGCGACCCAUGGUCGGUUUGUAACAACACAAUUGGAUCUUUUGACUGCACAUGUAUUAAAGGAUAUGAAGGAAAUGGCACAACUUGCCUCGAAAUCGAUGAAUGUGCAAUAUCGACUCAUAACUGUCAUGGAGUUGCUUACUGCUUCAACAAUCCGGGAUCCUUUAGCUGCGAGUGCCGGAAAAACUACAUUGGAGAUGGGAUAUCAUGUGAGGCUGACGGAGAUUUCUCAGUGACCAUCAGAAGCAUUUCAAAGGAUAAGUAUCACGCCACACCAGUGCAGCGUUCAGUCAAAAGUGUCCUUGAAGCCCUGAUACAGGGUCUGCAUAACGAUUUAAUUGUACUGAAAAGCACCUUUGAAUGGAGUGUGGUUUCUGAAAUGGAGCUAGCUGUCUCCGAGUCGGCUUUAGAAACUAUAGUUAGUCAAGGGACGACAGAGUGGACAAUAAAAAGACGAUCCGUACCAGCUGGCAUCUAUCAAGUCAAAUUCAAUGCAACAAUUACAGUUGGGGAUCCAGUAUCCCCACAGGUACUCAAUGCUUUUGAUUAUGGCUUCAUCGAGGUUAUUGCAGCUCCAGUGCGAGCCAUCAUCGAUGGAGGAAGCAGUGUACGGUGGGGAUACAAAAACAUUGCAACUGUGGAUGGUUCCUUGAGUUACGAUGCUGAUAUUGGCCCUGGAAUACACACUGGGCUAAAUUUCACCUGGUCUUGUCGGAAUGAUACCUCUGUCAGCAACACUUGUUUCGAUUCUUUUCGUGGCGAGAGAAAUAUAAACUCCACAGUGAUAAGAAUUGAACCUAGUAAACUUGAAAUAGAUAAGACUUACUUUCUGCGACUGAGUGUGUCCAAGGAUGUGAGAAGUUCCUUUACUGAAAUGUCCUUUGCGAUAGCUGCUGGAGAGGUACCUCAGGUUACUCUCAGAUGCUUCGUGGAUUGCGGCCCAGUGGUGUCUGCUUCAAACAAGUUCCGUGUGACAUCAGAAUGUCUUAAUUCUCCCUGUAAUGGAUCCAAAUAUGAAUGGCGCCUGUCCAAAUUCAAUGGCUCAGACAAUUGGGUAAACAUACCCAUUUUACCCAAUAUGACUUCAACUGCUGUAAAUGCGACCAAUAUGAUCAUCAAGAAGAAUUCAUUGUCAUCCAGAUCAAAAUACAAUCUCACAUUAUUUGUAACAUCUUGGGAGGGGACAUACGGUUUUUCUGUGCUACUCUUUGAAACGGCUGGAGAGCCACAUAAUGGCUAUUGCAUGCCGUCUGCAUCUGAAGGUGUUUCAUUGGAGACCGAGUUUACUUUCAAGUGCUUCGAUUGGCAGGAUACGAGCUUACCGCUAACAUAUGAAUUCUCACUUGGAGAGGAGCCAAUAUCCUAUGGCACAUCACCCUCGUCUGUAUCAACAGUUUUACCAGCAGGAUCGCCGGAAAAUGAUUUCCAACUGCAAGUUACUAUUGUUAUCAAGAAUUCAGUUGGAGUAGCUGUUGAACAGAAAUUAUCUAUCAAGGUAAAGCCAUCAUCUAGCCUCGAUCUAUGUGUUUCAUCACCCGAGGACGUUGCAAUCAAGUUAAAAGGUUUUGUAGUCUUGGAAGGUAAUAAGCUUGAUGGAUUUCUCAACAAAGGGGAACUCAGUCAAGCUGUUCAACUUGGCAUAUCCGUCCUUAAGUCUGCCAAUGAGAAAAACGAGUGUGGACUACAACUAGACCCCAAAGACAAAGCCUUGGUAUGUUAA